This is a messenger RNA of Cylas formicarius (sweet potato weevil), 1449 nucleotides long. RefSeq names its product alpha- and gamma-adaptin-binding protein p34-like. The transcript has a single exon. Lineage: Eukaryota; Metazoa; Arthropoda; Insecta; Coleoptera; Brentidae. The record is from RefSeq and is a predicted model, not a curated record. Bases 600 to 1376 code for a protein of 258 amino acids.
CCAUGAUAAUGGCUUUUUACGUCUAACGCAAACUAGGAGAGGAUUGUUAAUCCUAUUUAAUUCCGAUCGUUUUGUACGGGCGAAUGAAAUGACGUCACCUAACUAAACUGAAACAUGUUUCAUCCAUCAAGUUUACAAAAUAAAAAGAUUAAUUUUGGUUUUACGAUACUCAGGUAACAGCUGCAAUGACGAUGUGGUGAGCUAAAAGGAUCCAAAACAGCUAAAUGCAUGAAACAUUCAAAGUGAUAACGUGACCACCACAGAUAUUUAAACUUCCACCAUUCAGUUAACCCAAAGUACUUUUCUGUGUUUACACAUGGAAUAGUCGAUUUUGUCCUGUCUAAAAUUUUACUUGCAGGUGUAUAGAAGAAUUGUAAAUUUUUGAUGGUAUCUAUAUAUAUAUAUACAUAUAUACAUAUAUAUAUAAAAAUAUAUAUCAGUGAUUUUAGUGUACCUUAUCUGCUUGGAACUUGAAAAUUAUAAAUAAUAAAAUUUAAAGAAAAUAUUCUUAAAAAGGUUACAAUUGAAUUAAUACCAGAACAUGUAAAGUACCAGUUUAGUAACUAAGUUCUACUGAAUCACCAUCCAGUAAAUUCAAUAUGAAUUCAAAUCCCUUGAUUGUAGUAGUUAGUUCCAGCAAUACAAAACCUAAAUCUAUUAUUAAGUUGAUCACUAAACAUAAUCCGGAAGAAAGUAGUUCAGGUGUUAUAAUACAUCGGUGGAAUAUAAACACAAAAUAUUAUACAGCUGAUGUCAGUUUUGUAGCUUUUCCAAGUAGUUAUGAACGCAGUGAAGAGUUUAACAAUCAAGUUGAAGCUCUAAUUAUUCAUAUGGAUACCAACAAAGAAUCUGGCAUUGAAGACCUGGAUCAAUAUAUGGUGUUGGAAAAAGAAUGCAACCCCGAUAUAAAAUUGCUAGUAUCUAAUUACUGUAAUGAAGAAACAAAAAUAUCGAGAACCAAAGCAAUAGAAUGGUGCAUUAAAAGAGGUUUUGAAUUUGUUGAACUCUAUCCACUGACUACAGAGCCUGCAGAACAAGAUAUAUUAACAGAAAAAUUUGGUAUUCACAGGAUCAUUGAAGCUCUACAUGCACAUACUUGGUCCAAUCUUGUAUUAAAACCACAAAAAACAAAGAAAACAGAAGGGGAAUUAAAAGUUUGUCAAAAAGCAGAUCAGGCUGAUAGGAAAACUGCAAAUUCCGAAGAAAAGGAUUCUGUUCUUGAUGAUGAAUUUAUGGAGUUGUUUUCUCAAAUUGGAAUGAUGAGAAACAGUUUAGGUUCGUUGUCAACACAUCAACGCAGGCAAUGUGCUGAACAAAUGGUUACAGCAUUUUGGAAAGCUAUUGGAGGGGAAGAGGAAGAACUUCUGGACUUGUAAAAUAUUAAUAAAUUUAUUUAUUUAACUGUUAAAUGUAAGACAUAUUGUCUAUAUACAAUAUUUUAAAAUGAAA